CUACCCCAAAGGAGGGAACAACACAUUCUUAACUUCAUGUACAAAGUAAUCAGAAACCAGGUACCCUCCUAUGUAUCUUCAAUAUUUGAAGAAUUCAAAAAUUCAGCUACCAGAAGAACAAGCAAUACAGAAGUAUACCAAAUUCCUAUAAGGUCAACUGCCCAAUUUAUUAAAUCCCCUAUUCCUAAUGCAAUAUCACUGUGGAACAAAUUACCUAAACCUCUUUUAGAAUAUGCAUUUACAUUUAUAGACUCGGCUCAUUGUUCUUGCGGCAAACCUGAAACACUAAAACAUUUAUUUUUCAAGUGUCCUCUAUGCCAAAUUAAUAGGCAUGCCCUGAUGGAAGAGGUCAACAAUAACUUCUAUAAUAAGAUCAGCCAACUAACAAACAUGGAUGAUAAACUUAAUUUUCUCUUAUAUGGUGACGAGACAUUAUCCUUAGCAGAACUAAGUAAACUUCUUAUCAUCAUCAG
Messenger RNA from Owenia fusiformis, 473 nucleotides. Lineage: Eukaryota; Metazoa; Annelida; Polychaeta; Sabellida; Oweniidae. The record is from the annotation of a GenBank genome assembly.